AUGUUUUCUCUUCUUUCGAAAACGUUCGAAGCUCUAAAGACUGGGGGUUCUGUGAGACGACCACAACCACUCAAACUUGUCCGUCCAUCAAGGCAGCCUAAUAUUCAGUACUACGGAUAUAUGGUCACCACCGAAUGGCUUAUCCAGUUCGCGGAGCAACACUGUCCAGGAGCGUUGCUCGAUCGCAGGGACAGUGGCUACGAGUUCAUUGCGAGGACACGAGGAUAUGAGUACAUCUCAGCUUGGUCGCGCAUCUGCUAUUUAGGACUCAAGGAGUGUUUCAAUCUUGCGGUCAUUCCAGCUGACACCGUUAUGGUGUUCGCUGUGUUUUCGGAUCAAGAAGAAUCCUUUGAAGAACGUCCUACGCAGGAAACGGUUGACUUCAUGACAAAGUCAAUCGGGCAUCCGCCGCAAUGGUGGGCCUCACGCAUCAUGCUAUACGAACUACGAAUCUUCGUUGCGGCUGCAUAUCGUGCAGAAGAUGUAGACUUCACGACUUCACGGCGAAGUGUUGCGUUGGCUUAG
This is a messenger RNA of Suillus paluster, 525 nucleotides long. RefSeq lists its product as uncharacterized. Lineage: Eukaryota; Fungi; Basidiomycota; Agaricomycetes; Boletales; Suillaceae. The record is from RefSeq and is a predicted model, not a curated record. The transcript has 4 exons. Bases 1 to 525 code for a protein of 174 amino acids.